Messenger RNA from Paramecium tetraurelia, 333 nucleotides. RefSeq lists its product as uncharacterized. The transcript has 2 exons. NCBI's taxonomy places the organism in Eukaryota, Ciliophora, Oligohymenophorea, Peniculida, Parameciidae. The record is from RefSeq and is a predicted model, not a curated record.
AUGUUAAGAGUAUCGUAAAAAUAUCAUUCUGAAUAAUCAAAGGGAUCGCAAGAAUAAUAAUAUCAAUAACAAAAGAAUGAUUAAGCUUAGGAAUUAAUUACUUUGGAAAACUAGUAUGGACAAUUAAAAGGAUUGAGUCAAUAAUUCUUCUCGGCUAUAUUAAAAAAAAAUCCUGAGUUUGCAGAAUAAAUUUUAGGUGUUAUUUUGAGUAUGAUUGAAAUGACAGAUAAAUAGACAAUUUGUUAAGAAUUGUUUGCCAAAUCCGAUGAAAAGAAGGAAAAAAAAACUAAAAGUAAAAGCAAGGGAAUAAAAGGAUGGCUUGAUAAAUUUUGA